AUGGAUUUUAGAGAAAUCCUACUGAUCGCUUCCAAAGGACAAGGUGUCAACAAUGUGCCGAAAAGAUACAGCUUGGCAGUUGGGCCUCCCAAGAAAGACCCGAAAGUUAAGGGUGUCCAGUCAGCAGCAGUGCAAGCUUUUCUCCGAAGGAAAGAAGAGGAACUCAGACGGAAAGCCUUAGAGGAAAAAAAAAGAAAAGAAGACCUAGUCAAAAAGCGAAUUGAGCUAAAACAUGACAAGAAAGCAAGAGCCAUGGCCAAAAGGACAAAGGAUAAUUUCCAUGGUUACAAUGGGGUUCCUGUUGAAGAAAAGUCAAAGAAGAGGACGGCAGUGGAAAAUCAAACCAGCCAGGGAACAGACCAGGAGUAUGAAAGAAGCGUGAUGGAAGAAGAGGAUGAAUACCUAGAAUACAAUCAAGAAGGGUCCGAGCUGGAGUACGAGGAAGAGCAGGAACCUCCCAAAGUUGAAAGCAAGCCAAAGGUUCCCCUUAAAAGUGCCCCACCACCUAUGAACUUCACUGAUCUACUCAGGCUGGCUGAGAAAAAGCAGUAUGAACCAGUGGAGAUUAAAGUUGUAAAGAAAACAGAAGAGAGGCCCCUGACUGCAGAAGAACUUAGGGAGCGAGAAUUCCUCGAACGAAAGCAUAGGAAAAAGAAACCAGAGAUAGAAGCAAGACUACCUCCCACUAUGCCCAAAAAGGUGCCCUCUCAGAGAGAAAGCAUGAGCUCAAAGCUUAGCAAAGGUUCUGGGGACAAGAUUCCUCCUUCUAAAGGAGCUCCCCUUCCUCAUGCUGAGAAGAAAUCCAGGCCCAGCACAACCAGUGAGAAACACUUGGGUUUGUCAUCUAAAUCCAUGACAGGGGAGAAGACCAAGGCAGUAUCAGGCAAUUACCCCCAUCCCUCACUUCGAGAGGGCCGUGACAAACCUGUAUUGAAUGGGACAGGAAAGUCCCAUUCUAGCACCUAUUCACCAAGUGUCCAAAAAUCGUCUGCGAGCGGGACUCAGAAAUCUCUUGCUGAGCACAAAGCCAAAAAAUCUCCUCCUUCCCAUCCUAGCCAUUCCAGGCCUGGGCCAAUGGUCACCCCAAACAAGAAUGUGAAGAGUCCAGGUGUCCGGCAGCCAGGCAGCAGCUCUAGCUCAGCCCCCGGGCGGCCCAGCACAGGAACUGCUCGACCCCUUGCUACCCCUAGCCCUAUGUCCAAGCGCCAGAAUGGAAGUUCCAGUGCAGGACCUGAGCGAUCAGUCAACGGGACCAAGAGACCAACCAGUGAUUCAAAUCCCUCCACUCGGACAGUCAGUGGCCCUGGGCGACCCAUCAGUGGCUCCCAUGGUUCUGGGAGACCUACAGGCAGCUCUGGUGGCCCUGGGCGGCCUGUGAGCAGUACACAUGACCUUCAGCGACCAGUGAGUGGUUCAGGCGCUCCUCGGCAGCCAGUUGGUGGCCCAAGGCAAUCAGGAGGUGGCUUGGUUUCAACUGAACGGACUGUCAGACCAGUAAGCAGCUUGAGACCUGGGCAGACGGUUGGCAGCUCAGGUCCUCCUGUAAAACCUAAGUGCACUGUUGUUUCAGAAACAAUUUCUUCCAAGAAUAUAAUUAGCCGGUCUAGCAAUGGACAGAUGAAUGGAAUGAAGCCUUCUCUAUCUGGCUCCAGAUUUGCUCAAGGUCCCCAAAAGCUUCCCUUUUCUGGUUACAAACGGCAGCGAGACUACUUUGAUGAGGAAGAUGAUGAUGAUGAUGAUUAUGACUCUGAAAUGGAAGAUUUUAUUGAUGAUGAAGGAGAACCUCAGGAAGAAAUAUCGAAGCACAUUCGAGAAAUAUUUGGCUAUGACCGGAAAAAGUAA
Messenger RNA from Elephantulus edwardii (Cape elephant shrew), 1842 nucleotides. It is a transcript of the gene SPTY2D1, whose product is annotated as SPT2, Suppressor of Ty, domain containing 1 (S. cerevisiae). The coding region runs from base 1 to 1842 and encodes 613 amino acids. The record is from RefSeq and is a predicted model, not a curated record. Gene Ontology annotation, cellular component: nucleolus. NCBI's taxonomy places the organism in Eukaryota, Metazoa, Chordata, Mammalia, Macroscelidea, Macroscelididae. The transcript has 4 exons. Gene Ontology annotation, biological process: regulation of DNA-templated transcription; nucleosome assembly. Gene Ontology annotation, molecular function: histone binding; DNA binding.